Molecule: messenger RNA, 1560 nt
Organism: Pteropus alecto (black flying fox)
Lineage: Eukaryota; Metazoa; Chordata; Mammalia; Chiroptera; Pteropodidae
Gene: RBPJL
Product: recombination signal binding protein for immunoglobulin kappa J region like
Exons: 12
Coding region: 1-1560 (519 amino acids)
Biological process (GO): regulation of transcription by RNA polymerase II
Cellular component (GO): nucleus
Molecular function (GO): DNA-binding transcription activator activity, RNA polymerase II-specific; RNA polymerase II cis-regulatory region sequence-specific DNA binding
Source: RefSeq, a predicted model, not a curated record
AUGGACCUUGUGGGGGCAGCAGACCCCUCAGCGCCCCCAGGCCCUUUGACUCACCUGAGCCUGCUGGACAACUCAGAGGCGCGGCCGCUGAGCGGAGCCGACGGGCGGAGCCUCCCGGGCAGUUGGAGCAGGUCAUCCCCUGAGCGCGCCACAGUCCUAAGGGAAGACGUACGCCGGUGCCUGCAGCAGCAGUGCGGGCAGACCGUGCGGAUCCUUCACGCCAAGGUGGCCCAGAAAUCAUACGGAAAUGAGAAGCGGUUCUUCUGCCCCCCGCCCUGUGUCUACCUCACAGGUCCCGGCUGGAGGGUGAAGCCAGUGCAGGGCCAAGGGGAGACGGGGUCCACGGUCUGCGGUUACAUGGGACUGGACGGCGCAUCUGGCAGCGCCGCCGAGACGCAGAAGUUAAAUUUCGAGGAGCAGCCGGACUCCAGGGAAUUCGGUUGCGCCAAGACCCUAUACAUCUCAGAUGCAGACAAAAGGAAGCAUUUCCGGCUGGUGCUGCGGCUUGUGCUACGAGGAGGCCGGGAGCUGGGCACCUUCCACAGCCGCCUUAUCAAGGUCAUCUCGAAGCCCUCUCAGAAGAAGCAGUCGCUGAAAAACACCGACCUGUGCAUAUCCUCGGGCUCCAAGGUCUCCCUCUUCAACCGCCUGCGCUCCCAGACGGUCUCCACGCGCUACCUCUCUGUGGAGGACGGGGCCUUCGUGGCCAGCGCACGCCAGUGGGCUGCCUUCACUCUCCACCUGGCUGAUGACCACUGUUCUCAGGGAGACUUCCCACCUCGAGAGGGCUACAUCCGCUAUGGCUCCCUGGUGCAGCUCGUCUGCACCGUCACGGGCAUCACACUACCUCCUAUGAUCAUCCGCAAAGUAACCAAACAGUGUGCUCUCCUCGACGUAGACGAGCCCAUCUCCCAACUGCACAAGUGUGCCUUUCAGUUUCCAGGUGGUCCUUCCGGAGGCGGUGGCACCUACUUAUGUCUCGCCACAGAGAAGGUGGUGCAGUUCCAGGCCUCCCCCUGCCCUAAGGAGGCGAACAGGGCGCUGCUCAACGACAGCUCUUGCUGGACCAUUAUCGGGACGGAGUCGGUGGAAUUCUCCUUCAGCACCAGCCUGGCGUGUACCCGGGAGCCGGUCACUCCGGUGCCCCUCAUCCGCACCCUCGAGCUGAGUGGCGGGGGCGACGUGGCCACGCUGGAGCUUCACGGAGAGAACUUCCACGCGGAGCUCAAGGUGUGGUUCGGGGACGUGGAGGCCGAAACCAUGUACAGGAGCCCGCGGUCCCUGGUGUGCGUGGUGCCCGACGUGGCCACCUUCAGCAGCGACUGGCGCUGGCUGCGCACGCCCAUCACGGUGGCGGUGAGCCUGGUGCGCGCCGACGGCCUCUUCUACCCCAGCGCGUUCUCCUUCACCUACACCCCGGAAUACAGCGCGCGUCCGGGCCCCUCGGGCGUCGCGGAGCCCGCCACCGACCCCGACGCCGACGCCGACGCCGACACGCUCCUCGAAAGCAUCCACCACGAGUUCACGCGCACCAACUUCCACCUCUUCAUCCAGACUUAG